AUGGUGUCCGCAAAGUUGCUUUUGACGGCAUCAAUUCUUAUCACCUCUUUGCUCUCUGCAAAUACCCAAAUGUUGGAAUAUAUUUAUCCUGGAUUCAUCACCAUGUACUACAGUCAGGUGCCCACAAAGGAGGGCUAUCGAUUCAAGCAGGACGAGCCGAAUGGCAGUAUACGUGAGGAGAUUGGCAUUAUUAUGAAUCCCGGUACAGCGGAUGAGGAAUUGGUGAUAAUGGGCAUGUACACGGCCUAUGACGAGAAGAGCGAUACUGAGACAAUGACGAUAUAUACAGCCGAUAAAAAUGGUUACAAAACGCGUGUUAAGGUGAUGAAGCGUGGAUUCAGUGCCAAGCUCUUAAUGUCAUUGGCCAAAGGCAGUAAAUAG
Messenger RNA from Bactrocera tryoni, 381 nucleotides. RefSeq lists its product as uncharacterized. The coding region runs from base 1 to 381 and encodes 126 amino acids. The record is from RefSeq and is a predicted model, not a curated record. The transcript is spliced from 3 exons. NCBI's taxonomy places the organism in Eukaryota, Metazoa, Arthropoda, Insecta, Diptera, Tephritidae.